UCCUCUCGCGGGCCCCGCCCCCCAUUCCCGGGCCGGAGACCGAGCGCCCAGCCGCCCGCCCUGCCCCAGGGUCAGCCCCGGUCGCGGCUACAGGCGCGGCGCGGACCCCGGGUAUCGCCGGAGCCCUGGCGAGCUGAGUUCCUGGCUUCCGGGCCGGGGUGCGCCCCUCCGUCCGUCCUAAACCCCGUCCGGUCGCAAGGGGUGUUCCUUGAAUCCCGGAGAUACAGGCUCAGAGCCUGACAGCCCUUGGGAGAGGUGGACUGACUCCAAGCCCCCUCAGUCUCUCCUAGUGCCCAGGUUCAAAAGCUUGACCCAGCAAUGCGCUGCCGCAGAUUGGCCCUGGGCCUAGGAUUCUGCCUGCUAUUGGGCACCGCCCUCUGCUUUCUGUGGGUGUAUGUGGAGAAUUGGCUGCCCUUUUCCUAUGUCCCCUAUUACCUCCCCUGCCCAGAGAUCUUCAACAUGCAACUGCAGUAUAAGGGGGAGAAGCCGUUCCAGCCCGUGACCCGGUCUCUGUACCCUCAGCCCAAGCUGCUGGAGCAGAGGCCUGCGGAGCUGCUGGCGCUUACACCCUGGUUGGCACCCAUCGUGUCCGAGGGAACCUUCAACCCCGAGCUGCUGCACCACAUCUACCAGCCUCUGAACCUGACCAUCGGGGUCACGGUGUUUGCCGUAGGGAAGUACACGCGCUUCGUGCAGCCCUUCCUGGAGUCCGCGGAGCGCUUCUUCAUGCAGGGCUAUCGGGUACGGUACUACAUCUUCACCGAUGACCCCGCAGCCAUCCCUCAGGUCCCGCUGGGCCCCGGCCGCCUGCUCAGCACCAUCCCCAUCCAGAAGCAGGCCCGCCGGGAGGAGAUCUCCAUGCGCCGGAUGGAGCAAAUCAGCCGGCACAUCGCCGAGAGGGCACACUGGGAGGUGGAUUACAUCUUCUGCCUCAAUGUGGACAUGGUGUUCCGGAACCCAUGGGGCCCCGAGACCCUGGGGGACCUGGUGGCCGCCAUUCACCCCGGCUACUACGCUGUGCCCCGCCAGCAGUUCCCCUACGAGCGCAGGCAUAUUUCCACCGCCUUCGUGGCAGACGGCGAAGGGGACUUCUAUUACGGAGGGGCGGUCUUCGGGGGGCGGGUGGCCAGCGUGUACGAGUUUACCAGAGGCUGCCACAUGGCCAUCCUGGCGGACAAGGCCAAUGGCAUCAUGGCCGCCGGGCAGGAGGAGAGCCACCUGAACCGCCGCUUCCUGUCGCACAAGCCCUCCAAAGUGCUGUCCCCUGAGUACCUCUGGGACAGCAGGAAGCCCCAGCCGCCCAGCCUGAAGCUGAUCCGCUUUUCCACUUGACAAGGCCACCAGCUGGCUGAGGAGCUGACAGCAGAGCCAGGGCUGCCCUGGAGGGGUCCCCAAGCCCCACAGCCAGUGCGCCCCAGUGCCUCCCUUCUCGGGCCCCAGGUGAGACCAGUCCAGCCCUGCUUACCUCCGUCUCAGCAGAAAAUGGAGGCGGAAAGUCUUUUGUAAACUGUAAAGGGCUGCACCCACAUGAGAACACAAAGCUCACACAGCCAGGAAGAAGGGAAGCAGAGGUGAAGCGGACAGGGCCCAGUGGGCCCUACCCAGUGGACGUGCCUUUUGGGGCAGGCUCUGGAGUCAGCCCUCCUCCGUGCCUGAGAGUAAAAACUCCGUGCCCACCUCUGCCCCCGUUCUGCUGCCUAUUGCCCUUAAAGUUGCACUUCCAGGCGUGCCUGAGGGGCUUCGUCGGUUAAAUGGCUGCCUUCAGCUCAGGUCAUGAUCCCAGGGUCCUGGGAUCAAGCCCCACAUCAGGCUCCCCGCUCAGCGGAGAGCCUGCUUCUCCCUCUCCCUCUGCCUGCUGCUCUACCUACUUGUGCUCUCUCUAUCUCUCUGUCAAAUAAAGAAAUAAAACCUUAAAAAAAUUUUUUUUCA
This is a messenger RNA of Mustela lutreola (European mink), 1929 nucleotides long. RefSeq names its product globoside alpha-1,3-N-acetylgalactosaminyltransferase 1 (FORS blood group) (gene GBGT1). Gene Ontology annotation, cellular component: Golgi apparatus; vesicle; membrane. Gene Ontology annotation, molecular function: globoside alpha-N-acetylgalactosaminyltransferase activity. The record is from RefSeq and is a predicted model, not a curated record. Bases 319 to 1332 code for a protein of 337 amino acids. Lineage: Eukaryota; Metazoa; Chordata; Mammalia; Carnivora; Mustelidae. The transcript has 7 exons. Gene Ontology annotation, biological process: carbohydrate metabolic process.